AUGGCGAGAAAGGAGUUUGUGAUACUGCUGCAGCUAUUAAUCCUGCUCCCUCACGAAGUUUGCGAAGGGCAGACAAUGAAAUGUGCUCACACUGAACCUCUUCAGAUUCCACAAGAGUGGUACCAGCCAGGAGAAAUCGUCAUUGGUGGGAUAAUGUCUCAUAUUUUACGUAUUUCCCCCGAAAUUCUCUUCCAGAAAUCCCCUUCUGAGACGUCUGCUAAUAUUCCUGUUUUGAUAACAAAGUUCUACCAGCACGUUCUGGCUUUGGUUUUUGCCAUCAAGGAGAUCAAUGAGGAUCCCGCAGUCUUACCCAACACCACCCUUGGAUUCCACAUCUAUGACAGCUACAAUGAUGCAUGGAUGACCUACCGUACCACUAUGGACCUGCUCUUCAAAUCACACAAGUUCAUCCCCAACUAUGAAUGUGGUGCCCAGAAAGGUCUCAUAGCAAUCAUCGGAGGACUGGGAUCAGACACCUCCUCCCGCAUGGCAGAACUUUCCAGUCUUUAUAUGAUACCACAGGUGCCCUUAUUCUUGCCUUCCUUGCUAAUGAGUGCUCUUACCAUUACUAAGAUUUCUUAUGGAUCAUUUGAAUCACUUGUGAAGGAUCGAGUCCAUUUCCCUUCCUUUUAUUGCAUGGUCCCCAAUGAAGCCCUUCAGUACGUGGGAAUUGUCCAGCUACUUCUGCAUUUCGGGUGGAGAUGGUUUGGACUCGUUGCUAUGGAUGAUGAAGGCGGAGAACAUUUCUUGCAGGCGCUGGAGCUGAUGCUUCUCAGGCAUGGCAUCUGUUCAGCCUUCGUAAUAAGGACAUCAAGAAGUAUCAGUGUUGAUAGUCUCUCAAAAAUGUACAACUACUGUCACAAUAAUAGUUCUGAUUUACUGAACAGUAAAGCUAAUGCAAUCGUUGUGUAUGGAGAAGCAUCCACCAUUAUGUGGCUAGCAGAAAUUAUAUUGAUAUUGCCCUCAGCAACAGUAAGGCUACCAGAUACUCCAUAUUUGACCUCUGCAGGAAAGGUGUGGAUCAUGACCGCCCAGAUGGAUUUCGCCUUCAAUAUAUUUCAAAUGGGUGUUGACGUACAAAUGUUCCAUGGUGCUCUUUCCUUCGCAAUUCACACAAAUGAGAUUGGAGGUUUCCAAACCUUUCUUCAGACCAUCAAUACCACCUGGGAAAACAAAGAUGGUUUUAUUAAGGACUUCUGGGAACAAGUGUUUGACUGUGCACUUCCAGAUUCCAUUAACACAACCACCGUUAGUGAACUGUGUACAGGAGAGGAGAGACUGGAGAGUGUUCGAGCACCUUUUUUUGAAAGGGCUAUGACAGGCCACAGCUAUAGUAUUUAUAAUGCUGUCCAUGCUCUGGCGUAUGCCUUACACAAUGUGAAAACAUGUAGAGCCCAAGAAAGAGCAAGGGAGGAUGGGGGCAGACGGGAUCUUCUGAGGAUGAAGCCCUGGCAGAUGCAUUCAUGCCUUCAGAAGAUCUCAUUUAACAACAGUGCUGGAGAUGAAAUUCGCUUUAAUGAGCAUGGGGAACUAGCAGCCGGGUUUGACCUUACCAACUUGAUCACUUUCCCAAAUAACUCCUAUACCCGAGUGAAAGUGGGAAGGCUGGAUCCGCGGGCUCCUCCAGGGAAAGAGCUCACCAUCGAUGAGGACAGAAUUGAGUGGCACAAAGCCCUCACUCAGGUGCCUCCCUUCUCUCUGUGCAAUGACAUCUGCUAUCCUGGUUACAGCAGGAAAAAGAAGGAGGGGGAGAAAUUUUGCUGCUAUGAUUGUCCUCCAUGUCCAGAAGGCAAGGUGUCAAACCAAGAAGAUAUGGAUUACUGUACCACUUGCCAAGAAGGUUACUAUCCAGACAAGCAUCGAGAUCAAUGCAUUCCUAAGAUUCCAAGCUUCUUGUCCUUUCAAGAUUCUUUGGGGAUGAUUUUGGCCUUUGGGGCUGUUUUCUUUUCUCUGAUGACUGCUCUGGUACUUGGGAUCUUCAUUAAGCGCCACGACACCCCAAUAGUCAAAGCCAACAAUCGAAGUCUCACCUACAUUCUCCUCAUCUCCCUCCUUCUUUGCUUCCUCUGCUCUUUGCUCUUCAUCGGACAGCCUAACAAGGUGACCUGCCUCCUUCGACAAACAACUUUUGGCAUCAUCUUCUCAGGGGCUCUUUCUUCUGUCUUGGCCAAAACCAUUACUGUGGUGCUGGCUUUCAUGGCCUCCAGGCCAAGAAACAUUUUCCGGAAAUGGGUGGGGAAAAGGUUGUCACAUUCCAUUGUCUUUUCCUGCUCCUUUGUUCAAGUUCUCAUUUGUGCUAUUUGGCUGGGAUACUUUCCUCCAUUCCCAGAUCUUGACAAACACUCACUGACUGAAGAAAUUAUAGUGGGAUGUAAUGAAGGUUCGGUCACCAUGUUCUACUGUGUCUUGGCCUACAUGGGCUUGCUGGCCACCAUCAGCUUCAUUGUGGCUUUCCUAGCCAGGAAAUUGCCCGACAGUUUUAAUGAAUCCAAGUUCAUCACCUUCAGCAUGUUUGUCUUUUGCAGUGUUUGGCUGACAUUUGUUCCAAGUUAUCUGAGCACCAGAGGAAAGGUCAUGGUGGCUGUGGAGAUCUUCUCCAUCUUGGCCUCCAGUGCUGGAUUACUGGUCUGCAUCUUUUCCCCCAAAUGCUAUAUCCUUAUAUUCUUGCCUAAACUGAACAGCAGAAAGCAGUUGAUAAGGAAAAGCCAUAUUAUUUCACAAUAA
Molecule: messenger RNA, 2724 nt
Organism: Eublepharis macularius
Lineage: Eukaryota; Metazoa; Chordata; Lepidosauria; Squamata; Eublepharidae
Product: vomeronasal type-2 receptor 26-like
Exons: 6
Coding region: 1-2724 (907 amino acids)
Biological process (GO): G protein-coupled receptor signaling pathway
Cellular component (GO): membrane
Molecular function (GO): G protein-coupled receptor activity
Source: RefSeq, a predicted model, not a curated record